AAUAAAGCGUAAUUAAAAAAAAAAAAACCUCUGUUCCCCUUGACGACGUAAGAAUUUGGGCGUCGAGAAUUUCGGUGAAAUCUUGUCGCCGGGUGUCUACGGGAUAACUUUCAAAAUCAAAACACGGUGUAGGAGUUUUGGCCGGUCGCCAUGAAUUGGCCCGACAAGAAACGCUACACGCUGAUGGAGAACGUCCUCAAUGGCAUCAACUCGAAGCACAUUUCGCUGCCCGAGAGCGAAACCAAACGGAACACGAAAAUCCUCGAGAAGUUGACGUCGACCAUUCUCGACCAUAUGAAGCAAAAGGACGUGUUGUUCGGUGCGAUGUUCGAGAAAAACUUCUACGGCGGCAGCUACUACGACAACCUCAAGGUCGGCAACCCGAACGAAUUCGACUUGGACUUUGUGAUGAACGUGCCGCUCGUGGUGGAGCCGAAGCUGAGUUGCAGCGUGCACCCGGGCUUCGUGAAGGUGCAGAUAAGCGCGUUCAAAAAGCUCGAGACUAGGGCGGAGAAACCAAAAUACGAAAAGUUGCCGACCCUGCUAGACCAAGGCAACUACCUGUGCAUAAACAAGGUGCUGGUUUGGAUCGAGCGCGUGCUAAUAUUGGCGCUUAAGGAGUUGCCGCAGGACGAGACCGGUCACUAUGUCGAAGUCGUCGUCGGCGAAGACGAAACCAUCAAAGUUUACGCCAAGAUGUCCAAGGGACCGCCCGCCUUCACAAUGAAGAUGUUCGGCAAGGACCGAAACGGCGACAUCCAACUGGACAUCGAUCUCGUGCCAUGCUUUCAGUUUACCGACGACAAAUGGCCGGACCCCUCGCAGGGCUACCGGAAAAACCCCAGUCAGACUAAGAAAAAAUUUUUGAUAGUGCCGAAAAAGCCCAAAGUCGAAGGCAGGGAAAAUGACGCCAAGCUGGAACGGUACUGGCGGCUGUCGUUCCAGGAGCAGGAACGCGAGCUCAUAUCCGGAUCGCACCUCAAAGUGCUGAAACCUACAAUAAGGCUGCUGAAAAAACUCAGAGACCGGCAGUUGCACAAAAUCGCAAGCUAUUACAUCAAAACGUUGUUCCUGUGGGCGCUCGAAACGGAGCCGCCGGUUUUGUGGGCGCAGCCCUUGAGCUAUGUUUUCAUGAUGAUGUUGAAAAUCUACGCGGCCAAGAUGAAGGACGGCGUGAUCCCGUAUUACUGGAAUCGGAAACACAAUUUAAUUGACAGCUUGAAAGAGCCCACCAGAAAUGACAUAGCGAACGCUUUAAGAAAUAUCAUCGACGAAGUAGAGUGGCAGUUGGGAGAGCCGCACCUGAAUCCCUUCAUCAUCGGGAAAUAUUUGCUCUCAGCGGUGGACUACGAGCAAUUACCGUCAAGCGUGAUUGUGAGUAAAAAGCUCGCGAAGUCGAAAGUGAACGCGUCAUCGGACUCCCCCGACUCGUCCCGAACAAAAAUCAAGCUAACUGCGGAAGAAGCAGAGCAAGUGAAACUAUGUUCGGAGCAGUACGACAAAGCAAGAAACGAGCUGAGAGAAUUAAGCGCGCAGCCUGCUGAAGACGGUUUCCAAAUUGCUUUGUUGCAACGUCUGGCCAAGAUGGACGAAAAAAUGGAGGACAUGAAAGGCGAAAUCGAAGACUUGCGUAACGAGAAUAUCAAACUCGCGGACCGGUGCGAUGCGUUGACAGAUAAAACGAUACUCCUCGAGUCGAUGCUCAACAACCUUGGCAGUUAGGACCAGAAAUGCAAUUAAAAAUUUCUCUAACUCUGCUCUGUUUUGUAUGUGAUAUUAGCCUUCUUAUACUAUUAUGUUUUAAACAGUAGAUUUUUAUUAUCCCCAUGCGGUUGUAUCGUAAUGUAUUUGUAUUGUAUUUGAUAAUAAAGGCCGUAAAUACGGUAAAAUUGUUACAUUUCACAUGCAAUAUUUUUUAUCCAGUAUGAAAUUAUCUUGAUAGCCACAUAUUGUAGACGCUAUGCUGCACUCACAUGCAAAGACUGAUUUUCCAUUCUCCGCAUUUUAAGUAAAUAUCUUUUUGUACUCGCUACGCUAAAAUACCCACCAUGUGGUGGUCGCGACCCACUUCGGACAUUUCCGGUACUUUAGUCACAAGUUUGGGAGCGACCGUAUACUUCUAGUAAAUUUUAGGUACGUAAACUUAU
This is a messenger RNA of Cylas formicarius (sweet potato weevil), 2147 nucleotides long. RefSeq names its product cyclic GMP-AMP synthase-like receptor. The transcript has 9 exons. The record is from RefSeq and is a predicted model, not a curated record. NCBI's taxonomy places the organism in Eukaryota, Metazoa, Arthropoda, Insecta, Coleoptera, Brentidae. The coding region runs from base 151 to 1722 and encodes 523 amino acids.